AUGCGGGGCGGCAUGGCGGACGGGCCGGGGGUUUCGGGCACGCCGAGCCGACACGAGAAGAGCCUGGGGCUCCUCACCGCCAAGUUCGUGUCGCUGCUGCAGGAGGCCAAGGACGGCGUGCUCGACCUGAAAGUGGCUGCAGACACGUUGGCUGUGCGGCAGAAGAGACGGAUAUACGACAUUACCAAUGUGCUGGAGGGAAUCGGCCUCAUUGAGAAGAAGUCCAAAAACAGCAUCCAGUGGAAGGGACUGGGUCCAGGCUGCAACACGCGCGAGGUGUCGGAGCGCCUCGUGUGCCUCAAGGCCGAGAUGCUGGAGCUGGAACGCCGCGAGCAGGAACUGGAGACGCAGCGGUCGUGGGUCCAGCAGAGCAUCCGCAACGUCACCGAGGAUGCCGGCAACGCCACGCUGGCGUACCUGCCCUACGAGGACCUGUGCCGCUGCUUCCGUGCGGACACACUGCUCGUCAUCAAGGCCCCGGUGGGAACGGAGCUUGAGGUGCCCUUCCCGGACAAUGUCUCCGGAGGCCAAUCCAAGUUCCAGAUCCACCUGCGCAGCCAGUCGGGCCCCAUCAACGUCCUGCUGGUGAACAAGGACAGCGGCGGCAGCUCCUCGCCCGUCGUGGUCCCCGUGCCGCCUCCGCCUUGCUCCCCGCCGGCGGGGGAGGCACCGGCACGCGCCGCCACUCCGAUCACCGACGGCGCGUUCGCGGCGGCCCUGCAGGCACGCUGCGCCGCCACGAGCCACGCGGAAGAUGCCGCGCUGUCCAUCGCGACGAGCGCUGUCCCGUCCGGUGCGACGAACGCCGGCGACGACGGCGGCGGCGUCGACGACGCAAGGCCACGGCUGCCGACAACGCCGACUGCGCCGUCUGCCGGGGAGGCGGACGAGGGCGGCGGCAAAGGCGGAAAGAACGGCAGGGAGGGGAAGGAGGAGGAGAAAGAGAGAGGAGGGCGGAGGAAGAGCGGCUCGGAGUGGCGGCGUGGGAGCCCGGGGCGGAGGGAAGGGCUGCGCUCGGGGGACCGGGGCCCAGCGGGGGCCGUAGCCGCGGCGGCAGAGCCGAGCGGAUGCGCCGCCGCCAAACUGGACCUGGGCUCAGACGGCGGGGUGCCAGGCGCGAGCUCUAUGCCGGUGGCAGUGCCACAGGCGGCGGGGGGCCCUCUCGACGCGCCCCCACCUCACACAUUCCAGCCCAUUAAACCAGAGGGCUCCCAAGGGUUCGAGGACAUGUUUGAGUUUGCGAAAGACGUCGUGGACUCGGAGCUACUGAAGGAGCUGAUGUCUGUAGACACCUUCUCCCCACUGCUGCGGCUCUCCCCGCCGCCCGGCGACCAGGACUAUUACUUCAACCUGGACGAGAGCGAAGGCCUGUGCGACCUCUUCGACAUCCCGCUGCUCGACCUAUGAGGAGGUCGUCCCCCGCUCACUCGCUCGCUCGCUCGCUCGCUCGUCUGCUACUUGUCCCCUCACCUCCUGGCCACGGGGCCCUCUGCCCACAUUCAUUCCCAACCAUCGGCUCGCCCUCACGUUGGCGCGGGUGACGAUUCGUCAUCGGCACGGGUGACGAUAGCCAUUCGACGUGUUGUCGUGAUUCGGUGGGGUGGGGGGCCGCGAUUGGAUUGAAGAAUCGAUAAUUUUUUAGUCUUUGUACCGUCUCGCCUCAUUUGUUAUUGUCUCCCUCAAUGUCUCCCGUCAACCUCAUUUUUAUUGUCUGUCACUUGUAUUGCACCCGUCACUUCUGCCAUCUCGUUUGUACUGUGUCUGAAUGUACGAUCUGCUCACUUUCAACUCGACGCCCCCCGCGUGGCGUGAGUGUACAACAGAGACGACUCCGAUCAUGGAAGCGAUCACCUUGUUACGCGCCUACCCUCGCAUUCACCCACCCCCUCCACCCACAACAACCCCCCCCCCCUCCACACUACACCCGAGUCGGAGCAAGCCUAAAACUCCCUUCUCUUGAGCUGCACUGCCCGUAACGAGCUGCGGCCCAAGGCCUGGCCACAGCCGCUUAAUUUUAAGCACUUAACUGUUUUUAGACCUUCACCUAAUGAUUUCAUAGCAAUGACGAGUGGUUCUUUUUAGUUUAACGAGAUGGUGCCAGAUGCCUCUCCGACCCGUUGGAAUGUUCAGUGUCCUGCCCAUGUGUCUGUUGUUCUCUGUCCUGCCUUUUGGUACAUUCACUGUCCUGGCCAUGGCCUGUAUGUUCACUGUCCUGCCCAUGCGUGUGUGUGUGUGUUCACUCUCCUGCCCGCUUGUAUAUUCACUGCCCUGCCCGUGUGUGUGUGUGCUCACCGUCUUUCCCUUGUUGGCAGAGUAGGGGGCACACGUGAUGCAUCUGCUAUUCAUCUGAGUCAGUCAACUCAUGACACCUAGAUGUGUCCCAUGACCUUCCGCCAGGCAGCCCCAAAUGUCACCUAGCCUGGCACAGGCACCGUGGUGAUGUCACCACUACUUGGUGGUGAAUGGCAGUUGCCCAUGUGUGUAUAUUCAAGCCUGCCCGGGUGUGUGUGUUUACUGUUCUGCCCAUGCGUGUAUAUUCACUCUUCUGCCCAUGUGUGUAUAUUCAGGCCUGCCCGUGUGUGUAUAUUCAGGCCUGCCCGUGUGUGUUGACUGUCCCUCUCGCAUUGUUUUAUACCAGACUCUCGUAAUUAGCUCGGGACCGCACCCCGCGUAGACGGUCCCAUUUUGUAUAUUAAUACGGUAACAGUAAAGGCAUAUUUUUCUACUUUAAAAUAAGCAGCGCGCGUAUGUGUGUCUGUGUUGUGUGUUUAUAACAAAUGGCGAGGGCCGCAGUGUCCCUGUGUGUGUGUGCGUGUGUUGUCACUGCUGCGGUUUUAUCAUUGUAAUCGGAGCGUCGCUUUGGCCGUGUGCCCCACCGCACGGUGGUGAGGGGGCAGUGGGGGGGCAGCUUUUUGGCCGUGGGAGAUGAGAACCCUGCAGGACGGUCACGAAGCUGCUCCGAGUCUUCUUCUCGUAAAAGAAGAGGCCUUGCGGCGAAGCACGGGACGUGGCUCCGGACACUUAUUGGGAAGACCGAGGCCGUCGCUGCUCGUGCCACACCCUGAUGACCGCCACGUGUGGCGCUGACCGACCAACCACCGCCCCUGCCGCUGCCUUUAGAUUUCACAGAGCAAGGAAUGUACUGACCCUGGCCACACGGGGGUGCCAAGGUUGGCUCGUGAGACUUGUCGAGUGGCCUACGGCACUGGCCAGACCUGCCGCUGUCACCCGCCCGCUCUUGUGUGGGCCGGCGAGGAUCAGGUGGUGGAUGACCAAUUGGCGGUGCCACUUUUUUUUUUAAGUGGUCGGAGGCUGCCACUGUUAUGGGGGCGUGGGGGGGGAGCUAAGGUUACGGCAUUUAUUUCCCCAGGGGUAUUAAAAGCCAGUUUUUUUGUGAGGCGUCGUAGCCGAGUGGCACGGAUCACUGUAGCAAAGGAUGCAAAUUCGAAUGCCCAAAUUGUGCAGCAUUGCUCCUUAAAGUUACAACAACUUCAAAUGUUGUAAUUGAUACUCGCUAAUGUUUAUCGAGUAAUAAUUAUAGCAAACAAAAAUAUUUUAAUUUAAAAAAUCCAACGUUGUGACGGGAAUUGCAUGUUCUUCCCUGCGGCGAGUGCUGCCCUCAGGUGGUUACCGCCUCUCCGAGAAAUGCUAGGUUCAACACCAGUUUGGGAUGCUCCGGUGUGGAGUGUAAAAGUCAUCUCGAGUACGUAUAUUGCAUUCUCGGUGCAACGUAGGUAUUGCGUUAAUACGUUUUAUUUUGACUGCUGCGCAGGCCGCUCACUUACCCCGUGAGCAUUUGCAUUUUUAGUGGGGAGGGUUCAAGUCUGUUGGUUACCAAUUGCAAAGGGGGGGGG
This is a messenger RNA of Lethenteron reissneri (Far Eastern brook lamprey), 3854 nucleotides long. RefSeq names its product transcription factor E2F4-like. Gene Ontology annotation, biological process: regulation of transcription by RNA polymerase II. NCBI's taxonomy places the organism in Eukaryota, Metazoa, Chordata, Hyperoartia, Petromyzontiformes, Petromyzontidae. The record is from RefSeq and is a predicted model, not a curated record. Gene Ontology annotation, molecular function: RNA polymerase II cis-regulatory region sequence-specific DNA binding; protein dimerization activity; DNA-binding transcription factor activity, RNA polymerase II-specific. Gene Ontology annotation, cellular component: RNA polymerase II transcription regulator complex.